CCACUGCUCUCACUACCUCUACUUCCUUACGUUCUACUGCCUCUGCCUCCGCUAUGUCUGAUACCGUGUCCUUUGAUCCUAUCACACCCAACGCUGCUAAAACUAACCUUUCUGCUACUUCCAUGCCACACGAUUCUAACCUCCCCCUCUCUAAUACUUAUGUAGCUCACAAAACCUCAGGCCUAUGUACUACGUCUGUCCCUGCUCUAUCACCCAAUUUUACAUCUGAAGCCAAACACUCCUCAAUAAUAUCAUCUGCAUCCCCUCUCUAUGACAGCUCAACCCCCACUGCUGUUACUCACACUACAUCAACUCCAGUGCUAAAGGACACUGUAGAAGAGCGACAGCAAACGGCAAAGUCUCACUCUGCCCCAGAAAAGCUUGUCUCUCAUUCUCAUCACUGGCCAUCUCCCUUGCUGCAAAAUGUUCUCUCUUCUCUCUUUAUUUUUUCUCGCGGACCUAGCUCCCUGGCUCCGGCCAGCCCUGAAGACCACGUGCUGGCUCCAAGAGAGUCUGUCUGGAGUUCAGCUAGACUCACUAGCCACAUUGACCUCAGCUCCUCCUCUGAGAGUGAUGAUGAGGAGGGAGACGAGAGUAGUGAGGGUGAAGAAAUAGACGAGCAAGGUGAUGAGUACACAGAUGGUGAUGGUGACAAGUUAUGCAACUCAAAACUGGAGCGACCAAGGAAAAGAAUGACGCCAAUCAUUUCAGAGGUAGUGCCCCAAAAGUGC
Molecule: messenger RNA, 731 nt
Organism: Geodia barretti
Lineage: Eukaryota; Metazoa; Porifera; Demospongiae; Tetractinellida; Geodiidae
Source: the annotation of a GenBank genome assembly